GAGAGAGAGAGAGAGAGCGGCUGAUUCGGCUUGUAUUGAGUCAGUCCUCAGUGAGACAGCGGUGAGGGGGGAUCAUGCGGCGGACAAGCUUUCUCUCCCAUCUUCAUCAUCAUAAUCAUCCGACAAAUCCGACCAAACACAGCUGAGGAAUCAUGUCGACGAACAACACCACGGGGUCGACAGAGAUGAGGUACACGCGCACGCGUUUUUACGUAUCCACCGUGUCCUUCUCGGUGCUGCUUCUCUUCAACAUCAUCAUCAACUCGACCAUACUCCGCGUGGAGCAUCUCCGGAGUCAUGCCCGCUUCGUGCUGGUUUUCCACCUGCUGCUAUCCGCCUUGGUUUACCUGGGCAUGAGCAGUGUCUUCCACUAUCAGAUUCACCUGAACGCACAGCCGGGCCGUUCCACCUGCCUGGCCAUGAUCACCAUCUUGAUCAGCAGCGGCUCCAACAUCCUCCUGACGCUCACGGUGAUGGCGUUGGACCGCUACUGCGCCGUGUGCCACCCGAUGCGCUACACGUCGCGCUGCACCGCGGCGUGCUGGCCCUGGCUGCUGGGUGUGCUCACCUGGCUGGUGGCUUUGGUCAUCCCUCUCAGUCUGCUCGCCCAACCCUACUCACAAACCACAGACUAUAACGGGAAAUGUGGCCCGGAGCAGCUGAGGAAAGGUGAGCUGCAGAAGGUGCUCUUCAUAGGUUUGUGCACGCUGCUCAUCCUGUACAGCUACGUGAGGAUACUAUUGGAGAGCCGGCGGUUAGGCGUGCUGAAUCGGCGCAACAGGGCGGGGUGCAGGACGAUCGCCCUGCACGGCAGCCAGCUGGCGGUGUUCAUUCUGCCCAACUUUGUUAACUUUGUGCUAACGAUGUUGUACAAACGGGAACUCAUUUUGCAAGAGACCAAAGAGCUGUCAGCCGUGGUUAUCUUUGCUUUCUUCAGCCUGGCUCAGUGCGUUGCGCCGGUUGUUUACGGCUUGCGCAAAGAGGAACUUCUGGAGCAGUUGAGUCACAGGUUCCCCUGUUGUUCCCGAUAUUUGAAGACCGUCCUCGGCUGGACUGUGCGAGUCAACUGGACACACGCCCACCAGAGAACACGGGAGCGAACACUGACAGCCCAGACGAUCAUCUCCCUGGAGGUUGCACAAGUCCAAGAGGAUGAAGAGGAGGAGGAAACCAGGCCUGUGCCAGUCAUGAGUUCCUCACAUGACUUAGACUCAUGCCAAAGCGAUACGGACGCUGCCUGAUGGGAAACAGCAGGUCAAUGCCAGGAUGCCAAUGGCUCAGGAACAUUCGGAUAAAUGGCUGGUGUUCUCAGCUCAAGCCUUAAAGGAACUAAAGGAACCACUGCUUCUGAUGCAAUAAUCCAGAUCUGUGAGGUUUCUUCCUCAUUAGAGGAUGUUAAGAUCUGGAUGUCCAUCACUGUGAGGACAUCAUGUUUAUAUUUUGCUCUGUUUUUGACAUUCAGUCAUUGGAGUGCACAUUCUGUAAGUGGACGAUCAGAGGCCAGCAGCGGAAGACAGUAAGGUCUCAGAAGAAGUGGGCGGUUUUCCUGACUUUUCCAGAUAUUUAAGCUUCAAGUCCCGAGGUCACAAGCCCAAAUGUGCAGCAGUUGGGAUUAAAAAGACUGGGACAGAGGAUAUACUUCAACAUGUCAUUCGGUGAAUGUUGUUUUACAUGUAUUCUGGAUAUUAAAAAUUGUGAGCUUAAUGGUCGUGGUCUGCUAGAAAAUUUCCAGCAUCAUUUAAUCAUUCAGUAUGGCACAAAAUACCAACCAAUUUAUGAAGCUGUGACAGCAGUUGACAUUUCAUCUUCUAACUAAAUAUUUGCAGUCAGAUGGAAUAGUGAUAAUGUUCUCAUGUCCGCAUGUUAAAUGUUGCGGGUGAAUGGACUCACUGAUGUUUUGAGUAUCAAUACCAGUGAUAUGAGGAUUGACGUGAAGAAAAUUGGGUAACCAAGGAUGGCAUUCAUGAUCACCAGCUAAAUGAGGAUGAGCAAUUUGAAAAACCCUACAUUUCUCAAAACUCAGUCUUGAAUGAAUGCCCUCUCAAUGCUUAACACUACUCAACAAUACUAUUAAAAAAUAACAAUAAGCUUGAAAGGGGAGUUGUCAACAGUCAAACAAAGACUGCUGGUUAAGUUGACCUGUGGCACAGUUGAUGCUGAGCUCCAACAAGUCAAGCUUUCAGUCAGACAGAACCGCUCAUGUUGGGGAAAUUCUCAGCACCUUAACCACAGGACUCGUGAAGGCGCUGGCACAACCCUCGCAAGAUCUCCGUCUAACACCCACAGUGCCGACUCUUGACAAGUCAGUUUGUUUCUGAGGGCAGGAAGGGGUUCCUGUUUUUACCCGACAGCAGCCUCCGCGUUCAACCAGACAUCGGAUGGCAAAACACCUACUGCUUCUACCCUGGAAGAGCCCCAGUGCUGCAGAAGUGAAAACCAAGUCACAGCUUGUUAUGAAUACAACAGAAAUAGGAAAUAGGAAGUAUGCCUGGGGGCCAAAAGAAAAAAAAAAAAAGCCUUUUUUUUUUUCUUUUUUUUGCUGAGUGUAAAUAAUCUGUUUCACGGUUAGACAAGCUUUUACGGGAAGAAAUCAUAAAAAAUGUCUCUGAAUUUGUAUGGUGACAAAAAUAUUUCAAGAGUCGAGACUGUACAGAGGCGACAGUUGUAAUGUAAGUGUAUUCAGGCAAAGGCUUAACAGAGGUUUGUUUAAAGGCAAAAUAAAUUAAACCAGUAGUGACACUCAGCUCUCUCACCAGCACAGACAAACAGAUUGACAGAUGAAGCCUACUUUAUUCAUUAAUCCUGAUCGGUUAAGUGUGUCACAACGCCAAAAAGCUCAAACUACAUCUGCCACCUUCAUCAUAGAAAACACAUUUUUAAAAGGAAUGCAACCACAUCUGUUCACACAACAGAUCACUGACUAAAAAGCCU
Molecule: messenger RNA, 2931 nt
Organism: Scatophagus argus
Lineage: Eukaryota; Metazoa; Chordata; Actinopteri; Scatophagidae
Exons: 2
Coding region: 153-1241 (362 amino acids)
Biological process (GO): G protein-coupled receptor signaling pathway
Cellular component (GO): membrane
Molecular function (GO): G protein-coupled receptor activity
Source: RefSeq, a predicted model, not a curated record